AUGGAAGGAAGAGCAUAAUCUCCAUGGGAUACAAAACAUAAUUAAUAAGCUAAGCAUCGUAAUCGUCUUUAAAUGAUCGUGUUCAUCACAUUUUCUUGCAGGAAUAAAUAAAGGAAAGAGGAAGAUCUGAUGAUGACUUGGAGCUUGCAUCAUAGAGCAUUGCUUAACAUAAUCAUUCUAACUUUUAACUGAAUAUUUUAGUAGUGUUGUAGCUCUACAAGCUAAGCAUGCGAAGUGCAGAUGCCCUUCUUUUGUUCUUUAUUUAUUGAGUGCGUUGAGACAACGUUUUUACUUGGCUUUAAAGGAGACCAGUCUAUUUUUUCUGAAAUUCGGUGUCAUUCAACAGCAUAAACUAGCAAAAAGGUUUGUAUGCGCUUGGUCUUGUUCCCUUGCCAUUUGUUGGUUAAUUAUUCAUUUAUUCUAUGAAUUUGAUGUUGGGAUAUUUGAAUUUUCCCACUCUGAAUUUGUAACUUCCGAGUCAGUGCAUAGAUGUAAUUCACUGGAAUACCUAUAGAAUAUCUAUGCAUUGUUAGGUGCUUUUCUUCCUUUUUUUUUUUGGUUUAAUUAAUAUGGUUUCAUAACUGUUUCCUCUGGUAUGAAUUCAGGCAGAAAACCAAUUCGACAGAGAGAGCAAGAUGGGAAAUCCUUCAGAAAUGAAGGAAGUCUACCUCGCAACCUUGAGGGAAGACUGGAAAAGCCUGGCUGAAUUCUAUGAGAAACAUAAAGAUCGCCUGUUGACUCCAAUGCGAGUCUCCAAAGAUACUGCAUUUCAUAUGGCUGUCUACAGUGAAGAUGAGAAAUUGCUCAAGGAUCUACUUGCUUCUGCACAGUAUUUGCCUAUGUCCCUGGUUCAUGAGCAUCCCAUUAAUAUUACAAAUGUUUAUAUGGAAACACACCACUGCAUUUAGCAGCCAGCAGAGGAAACUAUGAGGCAGUAAAGCUCUUGGUGGAAGAAUCGCAGAAAAUCCUUGUGGGUGAUUCAGAAAAUGAGAAAAAAGAUAUAAUGUUGAUGAAAAACAAGUUCGGCGAGACCCCAUUGUUUAGAGCUGCUGCGUUUGGUCGGACUAAAAUAGUCAAGUAUUUGACUCCACCUGCACAAAUAGUCAAUGAUGAGCUUUUAUUAGUUCAUCGCCAAAGGAAUGAUGGACAAUCUAUUCUUCAUGUUGCAGUCCUAGGGGAGAAUUUUGAAACUGCUGUGCUGCUUUUAGAACUUGAUAAAUCACUUGGCAGGUUGCCAGACAGCCGGGGGAAAACUUGUCUUGGUUUAUUGGCCGAGAUACCUUCGGCUUUCAAGAGUGGACACUCUAUGAGUAUAUUCAGCCGAUACCUUUACAUGUGUCUUCCGGUUGAAGAUGAGUGUGAUGAGGCCAUCAAUGAAGAUACCUCAAGAGUUUGGGAAGCUAUGGAGAGUGGCCGAAAGAGGAAUACGAAUAGUCGAUUUAGCUACCAUGUCCACAGAGUGUUAGAAUGGAUCAACGGAUCAAUCUGCAGAUUAUCCUUCAAAGGGUGGCCGAUGGUGGAAAGAAUCUGGGAAAAUAAGAGGAAGCAUAAAUUUGCCUUGCAACUGGCAAAAAUGCUAAUAAGGAGUGAUGUUUCGUGGGAUCAAGAUAUUACUGUACAGGGCCUGUAUGGAGCUAGAAUUGGAUGCCCUGUCUCUGGUCCAGCGACAAGACGACGAAAAGUAGAAGACAAGGGGGUAGAUCUUUGGCAUCCUUUGCUUACAGCAACAAAAACAGGAAUACUAGAGGUUGUUUAUGAAAUGCUCAGAGAGCAUCCUCAGUCUGUUGAUCUUCUUAACGAAAAAGGGCAGAACGUAUUGCAUGUAGCUAUAAUGUACAGACGCAAGGAUAUUUUCCAAUUUAUAAAGAGUAACAGGAUAAUAUCGAACAGGAUGAGCUUUGGAAUUGACAAAGAUGGCUACACAUUAUUGCACCAAGUAGCAGACAACACGCAUUACUCUGUAGGAAGCAAGCAUGGUCCUGCACUGCAAUUACAUGAGGAGUUAAAAUGGUUCGCACGUGUCGAGAAGGUCAUCCCUUCUUAUUAUGCCAAGCUCCCCGACUUUAAGCAUAAAAUGACUGCAGAGGAGCUCUUCAAAGAUACGCACAAAGAUCAACUCCGGGACGCACAGCAAUGGGUCAAGGAAACUUCUCAGUCAUGCUCAGCUGUAGCUGUUCUUGUUGCCACCAUUGUCUUUGCUGCUGCCUACACUGUACCUGGUGGUUCAAAUGAUAAGGGCAUUCCAAUUUUCCUCCACAAAAACUUUUUCUUGUUUUUCACCAUCAUGGAUGUGAUCGCCUUAGCAAGCUCCUUGACCUCAGUUGUGAUGUUCCUCUCUAUCCUCACUUCUCCUUUUGAUUACGAAGAUUUUCGUAACUCAAUCCCUCGAAAACUGACUUUGGGAUUCACUUUACUCUUCUUCUCCGUGAUGGCGACCAUGCUUGCUUUCGCUGCUACCAUUUUGCUCAUCGUUCAAUCAGAGAAACAAUUGACAGCAGGUUUGAUUUCAAUUGCCGCAUUUUUUCCCGUCUCCGUGUUUGCGUUGAUGCAGUUCCGUUUGCAUGCUGCAUUCAUGCAUUCCACGAAGGGCAUCCGUAAGGCAAUGAGUAGGUCCCUCCCCUGGUUUGGUGCCCCUUUACUGUUUCGCAAGAGAAAGCAGCGUCGAGAUUUAUUUCAGAAAAAGUAAGUUUCAGAAUCAGAUUAUUACUCUGGAUUUUGAUUUUAAGGUGGGGAUAUUAGUGCCAGUUCAUACCAUCAACUACGUGAGAGAGUAUUAGCAGCUGAUACUCUUUAUCACACGGUCCUACUUGUCAAUCACCUGUUAUAGUCUACCUGCAAUUCCAUUGAAUCUCUAGUGGCUGUGUUUACUGAAGAUUCCUUCGUCAACAUCUGACGCGAGGCCACCAACGUGGCAAAUUCACUUGCUAUGCAAGCACUUCUUUUGGUUAAUAAAUUGAACCUACUGUUCUGUUUUUUUCUGCUACUUCCUUCUGUAGCAUCUGUUCUGCUUAAGCAUCUUUGUGUUUAUUGCUCUGAAAAAAUAAAAUAAAAUGUAAAAGAACUUACUAUUUGCUACUUGGUUCUGGUGUUAAGCACGUCUAGCUAGGUAAACCAGAAUUAUUGGUCCAGCAAUAGUUUGUUUGCUCUGCAUUCAAAU
Populus euphratica (Euphrates poplar) is the source of this 3157-nucleotide messenger RNA. RefSeq names its product ankyrin repeat-containing protein At5g02620-like. NCBI's taxonomy places the organism in Eukaryota, Viridiplantae, Streptophyta, Magnoliopsida, Malpighiales, Salicaceae. The transcript has 6 exons. Gene Ontology annotation, cellular component: membrane. Gene Ontology annotation, molecular function: protein binding. The coding region runs from base 1004 to 2686 and encodes 560 amino acids. The record is from RefSeq and is a predicted model, not a curated record.